Messenger RNA from Cricetulus griseus (Chinese hamster), 1606 nucleotides. The record is from RefSeq and is a predicted model, not a curated record. NCBI's taxonomy places the organism in Eukaryota, Metazoa, Chordata, Mammalia, Rodentia, Cricetidae.
AUGCAUUUCUCUUCAGUUCCCAUCGCCAUCACCUGCUUUACCAGGGGCCUGGAUAUCCGAAAAGAGAAAGCAGAUGUUCUCUGCCCAGGAGGCUGCUCUCUUGAGGAUUUCUCUGUGUUUGGGAACAUAGUGUAUGCUUCAGUAUCCAGCAUAUGUGGGGCUGCUGUCCACAGGGGAGUGAUUGACCCCUCAGGGGGACCUGUGCGUGUCUAUAGCCUUCCUGGUCGAGAGAACUAUUCCUCAAUAGAUGCCAAUGGCAUCCAGUCUCAGACACUCUCCAGAUGGCCUGCUUCCUUCGCGGUGACCAAAGGCAAAAGCAGUGCCCAGGAAGCCACCGGACGGGCAGUGUCCACAGCCCACCCACCUGCAGGUAAACGACUAAAGAAAACACCAGAGAAGAAGACUGGCAAUAAAGACUGUAAGGCAGACAUUGCCUUUCUGAUCGAUGGAAGCUUUAAUAUAGGGCAGCGACGAUUUAAUUUACAGAAGAAUUUUGUUGGGAAAGUGGCACUAAUGCUGGGAAUUGGAACAGAAGGACCACACGUAGGCCUCGUGCAAGCCAGUGAACAUCCUAAAAUAGAAUUUUACUUGAAAAACUUUACUUCAGCCAAAGAUGUCUUGUUUGCCAUAAAAGAAGUAGGUUUCCGAGGGGGGAACUCCAACACAGGAAAAGCCUUGAAGCACACUGCUCAGAAAUUUUUUACAGCAGACACAGGUGUGAGAAAAGGAAUACCAAAAGUGGUGGUGGUGUUUAUUGAUGGCUGGCCUUCUGAUGACAUUGAGGAGGCAGGCAUUGUGGCCAGAGAGUUUGGUGUCAAUGUAUUUAUAGUUUCUGUGGCCAAGCCCAUCCCUGAAGAACUGGGGAUGGUUCAGGAUGUUGCAUUUGUUGACAAGGCUGUGUGUCGAAAUAAUGGCUUCUUCUCCUAUCACAUGCCCAACUGGUUUGGCACCACAAAAUAUGUAAAGCCUCUGGUACAGAAGCUCUGCACUCAUGAGCAGAUGAUGUGCAGCAAGACCUGUUACAACUCAGUGAAUAUCGCCUUCCUAAUUGAUGGCUCCAGCAGUGUUGGAGAUAGCAAUUUCCGUCUCAUGCUGGAAUUUGUUUCUAACAUAGCCAAGACAUUUGAAAUCUCAGACAUUGGCGCCAAGAUAGCUGCCGUUCAGUUCACCUACGAUCAGCGCACAGAAUUCAGUUUCACUGACUAUAACACCAAAGAGAAUGUCCUAGCUGUCCUAGGGAACAUACGCUACAUGAGUGGUGGGACAGCUACUGGUGAUGCCAUUUCCUUUACUGUUAGAAAUGUAUUUGGUCCCAUAAGGGACAGCCCCAACAAAAACUUCCUGGUAAUUGUCACAGAUGGGCAGUCCUAUGAUGAUGUCCGAGGCCCUGCUGCAGCUGCCCAUGAUGCGGGUAUCACCAUCUUCUCCGUUGGUGUGGCCUGGGCACCUCUGGACGACCUGAAAGACAUGGCCUCUAAACCCAAGGAGUCACACGCUUUCUUUACCAGAGAGUUCACAGGAUUAGAGCCAAUUGUCUCUGAUAUCAUUAGAGGCAUUUGUAGAGAUUUCUUAGAAUCCCAGCAAUAACUGUGAUAUUCUGAUAACU